Molecule: messenger RNA, 2430 nt
Organism: Physcomitrium patens
Lineage: Eukaryota; Viridiplantae; Streptophyta; Bryopsida; Funariales; Funariaceae
Product: DUF21 domain-containing protein At4g14240
Biological process (GO): intracellular manganese ion homeostasis; magnesium ion homeostasis
Cellular component (GO): cytoplasm
Source: RefSeq, a predicted model, not a curated record
AGUUUCGAAUUCCGGGAUUAGUCCGUGGUUGGGACUCCGGUGUUCGAAGAGGACGCAAGUGGUUUUUAUUUUUAUUUUCCAGUAAUCCGUCUGAAGAAGUGUAAAAGAAAAAGACAAAAAAAUAAAAAUAAAGAGGAAGAAAAAAAUAAAAAUACCGGACGCUGGAAUGGUGGUUUUUGGAUUUCUGAGACUGGGUCACUUGCUCCGAUCGUCGAUGGUGGGAGAUGAUCCGUCGCCCUAUUCGCAGCCAUGGUGGUGGAUUUGGGCUGGUAUUUCUCUCUUUCUGGUGCUGUUUGCUGGCGUUAUGUCGGGCCUGACGCUGGGUCUCAUGUCGCUUGGGCUUGUGGACUUGGAGGUUCUUCAGCAGAGUGGCACUGAUGAGGAAAGAGAACAGGCUUCUAAAAUCGCACCCGUCGUGAGGAAGCAACACCAGCUCCUCGUGACAUUGCUUCUCUGUAACGCAGCUGCUAUGGAGGCUCUGCCCAUAUUUCUGGACGACAUGUUCAAUGAAGUAGUGGCUGUGAUUUUGUCUGUGACCUUUGUGCUUGCCUUUGGAGAGGUUAUUCCUCAAGCAGUUUGCUCAAGACAUGGGCUUGCGAUUGGUGCUGACUUGAUCUGGUUGGUCAAGAUUCUCAUGACUAUAAGCUGGCCUGUUUCCUACCCAGUCGGCAAGAUUCUGGAUUAUUUGUUGGGACAUAAUGAAUCUGCAUUAUUUAGGCGAGCGCAGCUGAAGGCGUUGGUCUCGAUUCAUGGAAGAGAGGCUGGAAAGGGUGGAGAGUUAACGCAUGACGAAACUACAAUCAUUCAAGGAGCUCUAGACUUAACGGAGAAGACCGCCCUGGACUCCAUGACUCCAAUUGAAUCAACAUUCUCGCUUGAUGUCCAUUCCAAAUUAGAUUGGGAGGCGUUGGGGAAAAUAAUUGCUCGAGGACACAGCCGUGUUCCUGUUUAUGAUGGAAAUCCUCGCAACCUUAUUGGCGUUUUACUGGUGAAAAGUUUACUAACAGUCCGUGCUGAGGCCGAAACCCCCGUUAGUUCUGUUUCCAUAAGGAGGAUACCCAGAGUGCCCAGUGAUAUGCCGUUGUACGAUAUACUAAACGAAUUCCAGAAGGGCGGGAGCCACAUGGCAGCUGUAACAAAAGUGAAAGGCAAUAAGAGAACUAGUCGUGGCCACGAUCUCAAUGGCAUUGAAAAGCUGGAAGGGUCUGGUAUGAGUAGAGAAGCAGACGUGGAAAAAGGUGUUGGAAAUCAAACUAAUGCAAACGGGAACAAACAAUCUGAGGAGAAUGUUUAUGAUGACUAUGAUGACCUAAUGGAUGGUGAAGUUAUUGGCAUCAUAACAAUGGAGGACGUGAUGGAAGAGCUAUUACAAGAGGAGAUUGUGGACGAGACAGAUGAAUAUAUUGAUGUACACAAGAAGGUACGAGUAGCGGCCGCGGCAGCAACACAGGUGUCUAAAGGGAGUUCGAUUCUAGUUCGUCGAGCUGGAUCUCUACGUACUCCGCAAAUGGGGCUUUCGAAGCAAGGCCAGCAUGCAGUGAGCAAGAUCUGGCAAGUGGAGAAUUUGGCCAGAGAGGAGCAACUGGCGACGCAUGGCCUGAACGGCGAUGCUCUGACGACGCCACUACUGUGGAACGACUCACAUAAGUGAUUACACCCACAUGCAAUAUGAUUGCAUGUAGGUAAAAUUUUAUGUACAAAGUAUCUUAGGGACCAAAGUCACCACUCACCGACCAAUUACUCUUUUAGCUAGUGGUUCAUCAUGGCCCGCAAGCGAACAUCUUGGUCCACAAAACUCGGCUUGGAAAGGAGUUGAAACAGGUUACGACCGCAGCUCACAAUCAGGCUCCUCUCUCUCUUCACUUUGUAAACACCAAAACGCCUUGUAAUGCUCCAAAAACACUGGGUUGCAAGAUCAGUGAGCACCCAAACCAUGGAUCAUCUGGAGUUUUACGUUUGUGGGUAGUAUCAAGGUGUUACCGGAGUGUUGUAGAGCGGUUUUGGGGAGAAGGAUUCAACAUCAUUUUUGCUACUUUACAUGGGACUCGUUAGAUUGCUUCUUAUUCAGUUCAUGCAAGUAGUCUAAUGGUGUUGUACAUAAUAACUGGCAGACUGCUGUAGUGCUGUAUGCAAUAUGGUGCCAAAGCUGUCUCACUUGGGCUCUAUCAGAGCAGGAUUUUAGAAGCUUUGGUUUCUGCUUUCUCUAGGAGCUUAGCAUGCGCAAUUGUGGAUUAAAAAAACAGUGUUUUCAACAUUGUCUUUCUGACAGCAAUUGCUUCAUUAUGUGCCAAUCUUGCAGAGUGUGGGCAUUGCGAAAUUUGUGCUUACCAAUGUGCACAUCCUUUCGUCUCAACACUCGCAUUAAUGUGCCUUUUCUGAAUGCAGAACCUCAAGUUCAGUAAACAAACAUUUAUUUGUACUUGAAAAAUA